AUGCACGUGAAAGAGAGAGAAGUAACAGAGAGUGAUGUUUCUAGAGAGAGAUCAGAGCUAGAAGCUCUGCUAGGGUUUCUCCAACGUCUUCCUCAGACCACCACACUCACCGCUCAUCUGAGGAAAUCACACACACACAAGGUUCAGACCGGCACACCCACAGAAGACACUCAGUUAUCACUCACGUUAAGAUUAUUCUUUGAUGUGCCUGCAGACAUUUUUAUGAGUUUCAAAGAUGAAGAAGGAAAAUUCAAAGCUGAAAUUAGCAACGAUGCACAAGGAAUGUUAAGUUUGUACGAAGCAUCAUACUUGACCUUGGAAGGAGAAAGUCUUUGGGAGGCAAAUGCAUUUUCAAGAACACAUCUGAUGAAUUUAAUGGAAGAAAGAUCAAUGGAUGCGAAAAUGGCAGAAAAAGUUAGGCAUGUAUUGGAGGGGCUUCCCUAUCAUAAAAGUUGUUGUAGACUAGUGGCAGUACACUAUAUUAACACAUAUGAUAAGACAGAACCGCAUAAUCUCUUACUGUUAGAACUUGCAAAGGUGGAAUUCAACAUGGAGCAGUCAUCAUAUCAAAACGAGUUAAAAGAAUUAUCAAGGUGGUGGUCGGACAUUGGCCUUUCAAGGAAAUUAAAGUUCGCUCGAGACAGAUUAGUAGAAAUAUUUAUUUGGACGGUAGCACUUUUUCCUGAACCUCAAUCUGCUAUAUAUCGCAAUGCAAUCAGCAAGCUAACAAUAUUAAUCCCAUACCUCGAUGAUAUAUAUGACAUCUACGGUACUUUGGGUGAACUGGAGCUCUUCACAUAUGCCAUUGAAAGAUGGAACGUGAAUUCCAUAAACACUCUUCCAGACUACAUGGUAUUGUGUUUCCUAGCCAUCUAUAACACUGUUAAUGGGUUGGCUUAUGACAUCUUUAAAGAACGAGGCACAAAUUGUCUUCCUUACCUCACAAAAUCUUUAUCUGAUUUGUGCAAAGCAUACCUCCAAGAAGCAAAGUGGUUUCACAACAAAAUCAUUCCACCAUUCGAUAAGUUCCUAGAAAAUGCAAGGAUCUCGAUCUCAGCAGGGUUUAUUCUUACUCAUAUUUACUUUUUGAUCAGCAAAGACAUCACAGAACAAGUGAUUCACUCUCUAACUAAUAAUGACCACGACUUGUUGCGCUCUGUAUACACCAAUUUUAGGCUAAGCAAUGAUUUGGGAACAUCAACGGACGAGAUAGAGAGGGGUGAAACCUCCAACUCAAUUGUAAGCUAUAUGCACGAAACUGGUCUUCCAGAAGAAGAUGCCCGUCAAUACUUCAAAACUUUGAUGGAGAAAGAAUGGAAAAACUUGAAUAAAUACCUAAUUAUGGAUUCUAUAUUCCCUAAGUCUUUUGUUCAAGUUGUCAUUAACGUUGUUCGGAGUGGUCAUUUCAUAUAUCAAAAUGGAGAUGGAUUUGGACGACAAAACAAUAUAACAAAGAGCACAAUUAAGUCAGUACUAAUGUACCCGUUCCAACUAAUGUGCCAUGACGAUAUUCAGAAAAUAAAGUUUUAAAUUUUAGUUU
Messenger RNA from Vigna umbellata (rice bean), 1540 nucleotides. NCBI's taxonomy places the organism in Eukaryota, Viridiplantae, Streptophyta, Magnoliopsida, Fabales, Fabaceae. The record is from RefSeq and is a predicted model, not a curated record.